UUGCUAAUUUGCUUUUUAUGAUUUGUAGGUUCCUGACCAGGGCAUCUCAACUGUUCGGUAGGAAGAAAAGGGAAGUGUCUGAUGUUGUGGCUCGGCAAGCGAAGGAGAUUGAAAAAUUAAAAGCCGAAGUCCAAUCCCUUAAGCAGCAGAGGAACGCUGCCGAACAAGAGGAAGAAGGAGAGGUGGCUGGUGAGGCGUAUGUUCCACAACCAUACGCUCCUCAGGAUGAGGUACAACCACAAAUUUAUGCUGAGGAGUUUAUUUCCCUCAACGACCAAGGUAUCCUAUACAAUUUUGAUGACCAUGCGACCCUUAAUCAGCAAGUACAUCUCUGCUCUGACAACAUCGACAAUAUUGUGGCCCGAGGGUAUUUGUACGAGCAUGUGGGUACGAUCAAAGUUCACUGCCAGGAUUACGAUGAUUCACAUGCCCGGAUCAUGGUUUCGGAAAUCCUGCAAGAGGACGCUGAAAUCCCAGUCCCAAUUGAAGAGUGCAGAUAUGUUAGGGACGUAUGCCAGAUGUUCCUUCCUUGGCCUAAACACUUAAUUUUAACAACCGAGGGUCCACUCGCUCAACCGCCCUCAAGACGUGAUGCGUCAAAGGGGAAAGCUCCGAUGCUUUCUCCACAAGGCCGUGGUGCACGGGAAGAUGACUUGUUCACGGAAGAGAAGAUGGCGUUGAUCCCUAAUUUGCUAAAAUGGAUGAUUCAUGAAUUCCUAAGGCUCAAAGAUAAACGUGAUAUAAUCACAAUUCCUGUCCCCCGAGGAUUCAUUGCACCGCGUACCCAGAUCACAUUAUCUGGAGAGGAUUUGCAGCAGGUUGCUACGUGUGACUACAUCGGCAACCAGGGAAUGCUGUUUGGAAUGAUGUAUACUCUUCUUUAAUCUAAUUAACCUUAUAUCAAAUUAUAGUUAAAUUAUUAUAAGACACUAACACUUUUUUUGGCAGGCACAUAUGGGAGAGCAUCAACGGUCUGAGAAAAAUUUUCAAGUUUUACGACCCAGAACU
Cannabis sativa is the source of this 1008-nucleotide messenger RNA. RefSeq lists its product as uncharacterized. Lineage: Eukaryota; Viridiplantae; Streptophyta; Magnoliopsida; Rosales; Cannabaceae. The transcript is spliced from 2 exons. Bases 18 to 884 code for a protein of 288 amino acids. The record is from RefSeq and is a predicted model, not a curated record.